Lodderomyces parapsilosis is the source of this 960-nucleotide messenger RNA. RefSeq names its product Chs7p (gene CHS7). The transcript has a single exon. NCBI's taxonomy places the organism in Eukaryota, Fungi, Ascomycota, Pichiomycetes, Serinales, Debaryomycetaceae. Gene Ontology annotation, cellular component: endoplasmic reticulum membrane. The record is from RefSeq and is a predicted model, not a curated record. The coding region runs from base 1 to 960 and encodes 319 amino acids. Gene Ontology annotation, biological process: protein folding.
AUGUCGUUUGGUUCAUUUGAUCAUAUAUGCAACAAGACUUCCCUACCUUUAUGUUCAGUAGUUGGGGCGGUCAACCAAUCAUCCUAUUUCCAGCGUGGUAUUGUACCUCAAUGUUAUGCUCGUAGUGUUGAGUUGGCAAACACAAUGAUUUUCCAAAUUGGUAAUGCAUUUGUCCAUUUUGGUGGACUAAUCAUUAUAUUGAUUAUCAUAUUCAAUAUGAGGGCGAAAUAUACUGCGAUAGGUAGAGCAGAGAUGUUGAAUUUGAUGUAUUUGUUGAUUGGAUUGAUUGUAUCGAGUUUGAUUGUUGAUUGUGGCGUAGCACCACCUAGUUCUGCAACGUAUGCUUAUUUUGUUUCAUUGCAAAUUGGUAUUGCUAGUGGUGUUGUUGUAUGUUUAUUGUAUAAUGGAUUAUUAUGUUUUCAAUUUUGGGAAGAUGGGACUAGGAAAUCAUUGUUUAUUAUGAGACUGGUGAGUUUUGUUUGGUUUGCCAUCAAUUUCAUCAUCUGUUUAAUCACGUUUAAACAUUGGGAUACUGCGUUGGAUUUCCGCAAGACUACUGCAAUGUUUGUUGUGUCUUAUGUAUUGAAUGCAAUACUUUUGGCGGUGUAUGUUGUAUCACAAUUGAUUUUGGUGUUUUUCGCCUUGAAGUCAUGGUGGGCCAUGGGAGCAAUCUUGCUUGGGUGUUUUUUUUUCAUUGCUGGUCAAAUCUUGACUUAUGUAUUCUCAAUGCAAAUAUGUCAAGGAGCUAGUCACUAUAUUGAUGGGUUGUUUUUUGGUAGCUUGUGCAAUGUUUUCACCAUUAUGAUGAUUUACAAAUAUUGGGAUAUGAUUACUGAUGAUGAUUUGGAGUUUAGUGUUGCUAAUGUUGAACAAGUUGUUAAUGAGUUUGGUCCAAAUAGUAAUGGUGGUGUUGGUGUGCUUUACGAUGAUGAGAAGAGAGCAUCCAGUGUGUUUUAUUGA